GCAUCUGUGAAUGUGCGCUGUUUUCCCCGAAAAAGGAUAAUUGAUGAAAAGGAUAAAGUGUGUCGCCACAGCCUCCAAGCGUUACAGGAUCGGUUUUCAGGACUUGCUCAAGAGUCUGAGCAUUGAGGAGCACCGAGACCAGGCACAUACGGGGCCAUGAGCAGUACCGGCCACACCAAAUCUGACGACGGGAAACGACCAGCACCCAAUAACAAGAACGGCGAUUGGACGUGCCCGGAGCCCGAUUGUAAAAAUAUAAACUUUGCCCGCCGGAACCAAUGUAACCGGUGCGGCAAGGAGCGUCCCAACAGUGGUUCAUCGAAGCAUGGAUCGGCAGCUAGCGACUCGGACGGUGGUGGCAGUGGGGGCAAAAAGAAGACGGGCACCGAAAUCGGAAAGGCCGCAGCGGAGAAGUCACGCGGCCUGUUCAGUGCCGAAGACUGGCAAUGCAAUAAAUGCGCCAACGUAAACUGGGCCCGGCGCCACACAUGCAACAUCUGCAGCGCCCCACGGUUUUGCGACGUCGAAGAGCGUACGGGUUACGGAGGAGGCUACAACGAUCGUGGUGUAGUGGAGUACAAGGAUCGAGUGGAGUCUGAUGACGAGUACGACGAGUUUGGACGCCGUAAAAAAUCGAAAUCGAAGCAGAAGGAACAGCAACUUGCACGGACGGCAUCGCGACGACGGAGAAGCUACUCGGAUGACGAACAUCACACGGAAACUAGCAGCAGCAAGCGCAAGGAACCGCGAAAGAGGCGUGCCGAGGAUUCCGAGAAGGAAGAGGACGAGGAACCGGAUGAUGAGGACGAAGACGACGAAGAGGAAGACGAGGAUAAUGAGGAUCUUUCAAAGUACGAUCUCUGGGGAUCGGAGGAAGAAGAUGCUUCGAGCAAGAAGCCACCGGUAGCGAAAGUUUCCGGCGAUAAGCAUAAACCAACAUCACACAAACACCGUUCACGCUCUCGUUCGCGGUCACGCUCGCGAUCCCGCUCCAUCAGUAGGGAUCGGAAUCGUGGUAGGCCAGGAAACGACUCACGGCCACCAGCAAACAACAGGAGGGCCCCUCCCUCCGAUAGCCACGGGCGAUCGCACUCUCAACGUUCCAGCUCAACACGCCGACCGGCACGGCCUAGAUCGCGUUCGCUCUCAAGCUCACGCUCGCGAUCCCGAUCCCGAUCACGUUCACGAUCGCCGCGUUCUUACAGCCGCAGUAAGGACCGUCGACGUUAAGGCAUUUUCUAACUACCCGCCCCUCCUUCCCACUGUUGACAGAGGCAGACGAUAAAAGAUUGGAGGAAUAAAUGUGUAUAUUUUAGAGCGAAAUGUUAACCUGUUCGUAGCUGUGGUGGCGUUCAUUUUCUUCAUUUCCCGCGUGGUUAACCGCAAAUCUAGCUCAUGCUAAGUACCGCUUUCGGAUAAGAGAGGCGAACAAUUGAAUAAAUUUGGAUUCAUUGGAUAAUUUGAAUAUCUGUGCAACGAGCUAAACAAAAUACUGCAACAUGCACAUGCGUCUAAACUGAACAUUCAAACUUAUACUGUCUAUAACUACUACAAAAACGGCUCAGUAUUGAAUCCCUUUCAAACACAUUAGCGCAUCAUAUGGAGCUUAGUAGAAAUGGUUAACAUACAUACACACCUACACUAUCACCAUAAUGAUACUAGUUUCGAGUUGCGAAACAAUGGCCCAGACCAAAUGAUCACCGAUACACUGACCAGAAUGAGAUAAGUUAAUAAAUAUAGU
Molecule: messenger RNA, 1741 nt
Organism: Anopheles aquasalis
Lineage: Eukaryota; Metazoa; Arthropoda; Insecta; Diptera; Culicidae
Product: zinc finger Ran-binding domain-containing protein 2
Biological process (GO): RNA processing
Molecular function (GO): RNA binding; lipopolysaccharide binding
Source: RefSeq, a predicted model, not a curated record